GGACGUGGUGGUGGGGGGAGGGCUGAUGAGCCAGCGCGAUUGCCCAGCCCGGCCUUGGACAGGAGGCCUGAUAAGAACCAUUCGCCCCCACGUAGGCUCACGUCUCUACCGUUGACGUGGGGGCAAUGGUAUUGGCCUGGGGGCAGGGCCCCAUGCUGGGGAGGCCUGUUGGAGGCCCGGUUGGGUUUCCCUCCCUGUGGCCUCCUGGGGAGAGGCCUGGGCUGGCAGUUGCCCUACCUGGGCUCCCCAUCUGGAGAGGGAGGGGUAGACGGCAGCCACGGGUUUCGGGGAACUACAUGUGGCCCCGCAUGGGACCGUGUGGGUGGGCUGGGGAGAAGGGCCUCGACCUCUGGCCUCUGGGACUUUGGCCUCUGAGUGCGGGGUCUGGAUGGGAGGUGGGGGCAGGGCUUGCAAACCCCCAGGAGGCUGGGGGGUGGGGCCACCUCUGGCCCAGUUUCCUGGGAGCCCAGCCCAGCCCCGAGAUUCCUGCGAUGGGUGUGCCCAACUUCCGGCCGGGUGUGGGCGGGCACAGGGCUCCUGGAGGCAAAAAGGCAGUUCCCGCCCUUCCCGCCGCCAGAGCCUGCUGGAGUGCGCCACGGAGAACUUGCUGGGACGAGGAUUCCCUCCCAGCGCCAUGUGCGAGGUCCAGAACCAACCACGUGGCGAGAGUGAAGCUGACCUGCCCGCCGGACCAUCCCUGCCUGUUCCCCCAAAGCCAGCCGUCCACAGAGGGCGGGGGUCGUGGUGGGGGCGGCAGGGGCAUCGCGUCACCGUCAAGCGCGAUGGCCGUGGUUUUGCUGGUGCAGAUCCUGCCGUUGUUCGUGACCAGCCUGGCCCAGCGGAGCCCCAGGAUGUGGCUCAUCCCAAAGCCCCCCAGAAAGGGGGACCCGUCACGGCCUGCGGGAGACCCCGCUGCACUGCCCAACCCAGGUGAGAAGGACUUUGGGAGGCGGGUGGCCUGGCCAGGGGGGGAGUGUGGGCUCGUCUGUCAGGGACCCCAACACCAGGCCCCCUCGCAGCCUGCAGCCUGCAGCCGAGCCCAGGGUACCCGAGGGCCCUCCUGGCCCCUCUCUCGCCAGGGCAGGUGGCUGCUUGCAGAGUGGACACUGCUCCCUGCAGCCAGGGGACCCCCCCCACACACCUCCCCCCCCAUCCCUGCAGCCUUUGUUUCCUGGGGGCGCCGCGAAA
This is a messenger RNA of Myotis brandtii (Brandt's bat), 1188 nucleotides long. RefSeq lists its product as uncharacterized. The transcript is spliced from 3 exons. Lineage: Eukaryota; Metazoa; Chordata; Mammalia; Chiroptera; Vespertilionidae. Bases 389 to 934 code for a protein of 181 amino acids. The record is from RefSeq and is a predicted model, not a curated record.